Messenger RNA from Peromyscus eremicus (cactus mouse), 1870 nucleotides. It is a transcript of the gene Mpnd, whose product is annotated as MPN domain containing. Gene Ontology annotation, biological process: double-strand break repair. The transcript has 12 exons. Gene Ontology annotation, cellular component: BRISC complex; BRCA1-A complex. The record is from RefSeq and is a predicted model, not a curated record. NCBI's taxonomy places the organism in Eukaryota, Metazoa, Chordata, Mammalia, Rodentia, Cricetidae. Gene Ontology annotation, molecular function: polyubiquitin modification-dependent protein binding; metallopeptidase activity. Bases 195 to 1802 code for a protein of 535 amino acids.
GCCCCAGGGCUCAAGGUUGCAACCUGGUAGCUGGUGGCCUCGAGUACCGGGUCCCUAUCCCUGAACAGGAGGGUCCUGGGCCUGUGUCCUCCUCCAGAUAUUCCACAACCUCCAGUUUCCCCCGUUGUCCAGGGGCUCAGUGUCUCCUCCGCCCCCCAGCGAAGCCGAACCUCUCCGCCCAUGCUCAGUGACCAAUGGGCUGCGGCGUGCCCGCGCGGGGCGGAGCCCGGUCACCCGGAGGAGGCUGUGCCCGGACCCGGCGGCCAUGGCAGGUAGGACUCCCAGCGCGGGCGGGGACGGGGCAGAGGAGCAUGACCGCUGCAGCCCGUCGCUAUCUCGCUGCAGCUCCCGAGCCUCUGUCCCCUGCGGUCGCGGCCGAGGAGGCACCGGAGGAGGAUGAGGACGACGCGGAGGCCGAGGACCCCGAGCGCGGGGCGGGCAGCGGAGGGCGCAGCUGCAGCCUCGGUGGCAUUGGAGGCAGCACGGCCGGGUCUGGGCUGGCUCUCGGGGGCGCGCUCACGAGGCGAGCGGUCACGCUGCGGGUGCUGCUUAAAGACGAGCUGCUGGAGCCCGGCGAGGGGGUGCUUUCUAUCUACUACCUGGGCAGGAAGUUCAUUGGGGACCUGCAACCAGAUGGCAGGAUCCUGUGGCAGGAAACCGGACAAGUCUUCAACUCUCCCAGCGCCUGGGCAACACACUGCAAGAAGCUCGUCAACCCAGCCAAGAAGUCCGGUUGUGGCUGGGCAUCGGUGAAGUACAAGGGCCAGAAACUCGACCAGUACAAGGCUGCUUGGCUCCGCCGGCACCAGCUGCAUAUGCCGGUAGCUGCUGCUGAUGAGAGUCCCACCAGCGAAGGGGAGGAGGAGGAGCUUCUGUUGGAGGAGGAGGAAGAAGAUGUGCUGGCCGGGGUCUCAGCGGAGGACAAAGGCCGCAGACCCCCUGGGAAGGGCUCCUCGGAGCCAGAGGCCACGCCCCCUGGCAAGCGUGUAGACAAGGUCCAGGUACCAGUACGCUACUGUAUGCUGGGCAGUCGUGACUCUGCCAGGAACCCCCACACCCUGGUAGAAGUAACGUCCUUUGCUGCCAUCAACAAGUUCCAGCCAUUCAACGUAGCUGUUUCCAGUAACGUGCUGUUCCUCUUGGACUUCCACUGCCACCUGACUCGGAGUGAGGUCGUGGGCUACCUUGGCGGUCGCUGGGACAUCAACAAUCAGAUGCUGACCGUGCUGAGAGCCUUCCCCUGCAGGAGUCGGCUGGGGGAUGCUGAUACAGCGGCCACCGUUGAGGAGGAGAUCCACCAGGUGCUGUUCCUCCGAGGCCUGUCCCUAGUGGGCUGGUACCACAGCCACCCGCACAGCCCCGCAGCGCCCUCCCUGCAGGACAUUGAUGCACAGAUGGAGUACCAGCUGAGACUGCAAGGCUCCAGCAAUGGCUUCCAGCCCUGCCUGGCCCUGCUGUGCUCCCCGUACUAUUCCGGCAACCCAGGCCCUGAGUCCAAGAUCUGCCCUUUCUGGGUGAUGCCUCCCCCUGAGCAAAGGCCCAGUGACUACGGCAUCCCCAUGGACGUUGAAAUGGCCUAUGUCCAGGACAGCUUCCUGACCAACGAUGUCCUUCACGAGAUGGUGCUGCUGGCGGAGUUCUACAAGGGCGCCCCCGACCUCGUCAGGUUCCAGGAGCCUUGGAGCCCAGAGCACACCUACCUGGACAAGCUCAAGAUAUCACUGGCCAGCAGGACCCCAAAGGACCAGGGCAUGUGCCACGUGCUGGAGCAGGUCUGCAGCGUGCUCAAGCAGGGGAGCUGAGGCUGUGCAGGCCCUGCAGGCCCUGCAGUCCUGGGACAGGCUGGCUAAUAAAGUCUAAGUACCCACAC